Molecule: messenger RNA, 2795 nt
Organism: Suricata suricatta (meerkat)
Lineage: Eukaryota; Metazoa; Chordata; Mammalia; Carnivora; Herpestidae
Gene: SCTR
Product: secretin receptor
Exons: 13
Coding region: 137-1486 (449 amino acids)
Biological process (GO): adenylate cyclase-modulating G protein-coupled receptor signaling pathway; cell surface receptor signaling pathway; brain development
Cellular component (GO): plasma membrane
Molecular function (GO): G protein-coupled peptide receptor activity; peptide hormone binding; secretin receptor activity
Source: RefSeq, a predicted model, not a curated record
GCCAUGGCUCCUCCGGCCGCGGCUGCCGGCCCGGGCGUGGGACCCUGCGGAGGGCGCUAAGCAUCCCCCCACCCGUGCCGGGGGUGCGCUCUGGCGGGUGGCCGUCGAGGCUCCCGCCGGGGAGAGCGAGGGCACCAUGCGUCCCCGCCCGCUGCUGUGGCCGUCGCUGCUGCUGCUCGCCUGCGCCGCGGACACCGUGAGUACAGUGGGCACCCUCCCCCGCCUGUGCGAUGUGCUGCAGGUGCUUCGGGAGGAGCGGGACCAGUGCCUGGAGGAACUCUCCAGGGAGAAGCCAGGAGACCUGCGCGCGGAGCAGCCGGCCCCAGGUUGUGAGGGGCUGUGGGACAACGUGAGCUGCUGGCCCUCCUCUGCCCUGGGACAGACUGUGGAGGUGGGGUGCCCGCAAUUCCUUCAGAUGCUCACAGGCAGAAACGGCUCUGUGUUUCGAAACUGCACACAAGAUGGCUGGUCAGAAGCCUUCCCCAGGCCCGACCUGGCCUGUGGGGUCAAUGUGAACGACUCGUCCAACGAGAAGCGGCACGAGUACCUGCUGAAGCUGAAGGUCAUGUACACCGUGGGCUAUAGCUCCUCCCUGGUGAUGCUGCUGGUUGCCCUCAGCGUCCUCUGUGCUUUCCGGAGGCUCCAUUGCACCCGCAACUACAUCCACAUGCACCUGUUUGUGUCCUUCAUCCUGCGUGCCCUGUCCAACUUCAUCAAGGACGCGGUGCUCUUCUCUUCGGACGAUGUCGCUCACUGUGACGCCCACAGGGUGGGCUGUAAGCUGGUCAUGGCUUUCUUCCAGUACUGCAUCAUGGCCAACUACGCCUGGCUGCUGGUGGAGGGCCUCUACCUGCACACGCUCCUCGUCAUCUCCUUCUUCUCAGAGAGGAAGUGCCUUCAGGGAUUUGUUGCCCUCGGAUGGGGUUCCCCGGCUGUUUUUGUUGCCUCGUGGGCCAUCAGUAGGCACUUUCUGGAAGAUGUUGGGUGCUGGGACAUCAAUGCCAAUGCGUCCAUCUGGUGGGUCAUUCGAGGGCCUGUGAUCCUCUCCAUCCUGAUUAAUUUCAUCCUUUUUGUAAACAUUCUAAGAAUCCUGAUGAGAAAACUUAGAACCCAAGAGACAAGAGGCAAUGAAGUGAACCAUUAUAAGCGCCUGGCCAAGUCCACCCUCUUGCUGAUCCCCCUCUUCGGAGUCCACUACAUCAUCUUCGCCUUCUCCCCAGAGGACGCCAUGGAGGUCCAGCUGUUCUUUGAAUUGGCCCUUGGCUCAUUCCAGGGCCUGGUGGUGGCCGUCCUCUACUGCUUCCUCAAUGGGGAGGUGCAGGUGGAGGUUCAGAAGAAGUGGCGGCAGUGGCACGUCCGUGAGUUUCUACUGCGCCCCGUGGCCCUCAACUCCACCGUCAGCACCGGCACCAGCGGCCUCCCCCACAGCACCAAGGCCAGCAACUCUGAGCAGAGUGGAGGCACCUGCAGGGCCAGUGUCAUUUGAGAGGCUGAAGCAGGGCCACCCGCGGGACAGACCCCGCGACGGGCCAGGAGAAGGCGAGAUGCUGCCACAGGAUAGUCCAUAUCAGUUUUCUCAGCACACAUCGUACGCUUUCCCCAGUGACCAAGAACACCCCUUCUCUGGGCCUGGAGUUGGGGAGGGGGCUGUGGUGGCGAUUCCUCAGAGCUGAAAAGAACACAGGUGCCGUGGGGCAGGAAGAGGGCCUGGGGUGUGGGUCUGUUGUGUUAUGGGAAGGGCAGUUCAGGGAUAAGAGAUGAGAGCAGGGAAAUAAAUGGCAGCUGGGAUGGGUUUGGUAUGUAACUGCCGCUCUCCUUUAGCCCUUGAGACGCAAUGUGAAGGAUUCUCCGGCUCGCUUCCCCUACCCCUUCCUGCAGUUUUCAGGGAUAAGCUUGAAGCCCAGAACACAUGAGCAGUUGAGACCCUUGGCUCUUGGUGGACCCUCCUUACCCCUCACUACAAUUCCCCUGUCCACAAACUCUUACCCUAGAGCCUACAGACAACUGAAUUAACCUGACCACAUCAGUGAGGCCAAGAGAGCCGCCAAAAUUCCCAGCUGCCAAGACCCCCAGCAGGGUGCAAGGCACCCUUCCAUUCCUCCUGCUCUUUCUUUCCUGCAGUCUAAGAGGCAGAACAGCCAGGAAGGGGGCAUGAUUCCAUUUGACAGUAGAGAAACAGGUUCACCAAGGUACUGCAACCUGCCCGAGAUACUCAAUGAGAAGGGUCACACGUUGAGUCCAGGGGUUUUGGUUUCAAAUUCCCAUGCUCCGAGGCUGUGUCUGUCUUCACUCCUUGGGCAGGGGACAAAAGCCUGUGCCCCUGUCCCAUGGGGAUCCGUCUCACUUUUUCAUCCUUGGGUUUUAGUUUCUUGGACUAUCAGCAGUCCCUCACCCACCAGCUGAGUGAGGAUUAAAGAGGACUGAACAUUUGAACCCUUUUACAAAACAAAGCCUACUAGUGUUGGGGGGAGAGCAUUCUAGGCAGAAGCCCCAACAUAAAGGAAAAGGCAUCUUGCUGGUGUGUGACCUUGGACAAGCACUGUCUGCCCCCACUCCCCUCUAGGCCCUGGCUUCCCACCCCUGCACAUCCCAACUGCAGAGACAAGGAGUUCACCCCUUUGCACCUUGUGAAUUGGUCCCAGAAUGAAAGCCCAGGUGCUUAUUUUCCAGGGCUAAGAACCCAGCCUGGAUGGUUAUGAGCUCUGCUCUCUGAAAAACUGGUUGGCCCCUGCCAGCUCUCUGGAUCUCCAUGGACUCUGUAUACAUUUGGAAAUAUUUUUAAAAAGUCACAGGAG